AUGGGUAUGAAUAUUGAUGAGUUGGCAACCCGCAGGUAUUUGUUCAAGUUCUACCAUGAGGCUGAUAUAUCUAGGAUCAUUAAUGAUGGCCCGUGGACGUUUGAUAAGAGUUUACUCCUUCUCAAGCGCCUAUCUGAUACAGAAGAUCCUUUAGACAUUGAUCUGAAUACUGCUGAGUUUUGGGUCCAAGUCCAUGGACUACCACCUGGGUUCCGUUCGGAAGCUGUGCUGCGAGGCGUUGGCGAUUUCAUUGGUGUUGUCUACCAUUGUGAUGAACGUAACUUUGAUGGCUCUACGAGAUCUUUCUUCAGGAUUCGUAUUACCAUCGAUGUUACUAAACCCCUGAAGAAAGGCAUGCGGCUGAAAAAAGAGGAUGGUGAUUGGAUUCAGAUUGAAUUCCGUUAUGAACGCCUACCCACCUUCUGUUUCAUCUGUGGAUUAUUGGGGCAUAGUGAUAAGUUUUGCAAUAGAAGAGUGCAAGGUUGGGAUCCUCUGUCUGAGAAAACUUAUGGAUCUGAGCUUCGCGCUGGGUUUCGGCGUAAUAUUCCGACGGGCGGGAAUAGAUAG
Ipomoea nil (Japanese morning glory) is the source of this 567-nucleotide messenger RNA. RefSeq lists its product as uncharacterized. The transcript has a single exon. NCBI's taxonomy places the organism in Eukaryota, Viridiplantae, Streptophyta, Magnoliopsida, Solanales, Convolvulaceae. The coding region runs from base 1 to 567 and encodes 188 amino acids. The record is from RefSeq and is a predicted model, not a curated record.